Gamsiella multidivaricata is the source of this 1306-nucleotide messenger RNA. Its product is annotated as Metallo-dependent phosphatase-like protein. Gene Ontology annotation, molecular function: protein serine/threonine phosphatase activity. Lineage: Eukaryota; Fungi; Mortierellomycota; Mortierellomycetes; Mortierellales; Mortierellaceae. The transcript is spliced from 7 exons. Gene Ontology annotation, cellular component: nucleus; cytoplasm. Gene Ontology annotation, biological process: double-strand break repair via homologous recombination; peptidyl-serine dephosphorylation. The coding region runs from base 189 to 1121 and encodes 310 amino acids. The record is from RefSeq and is a predicted model, not a curated record.
AGUGAAUAUGGCGGCAAAAGAGACUGGACCUGAAAUCAUCCACGGUUUCUUUUUCACCCCCUUUCCUUCCUCCAUCACCACCACCAACCCCUCCUUCUCUCUGACGACUUGGCUCCUUGCUGUGCCUGAAACCAUUGCUCACAUUCUCCUCCGCUUCCUUCCCUUUCCACACAUCCAAGGCAUUCUUUAUGGGAUCUGAUCUAGAUCGCCAGAUCCAGACACUGCUUCAAUGCAAAAUCAUCACAGAAGCCGAAGUCAAGGAGUUAUGUCUAAAGGCCAGAGAAAUCCUAGUUGAGGAGAGUAAUGUCCAGCGGGUCGAUGCUCCUGUCACUGUCUGCGGAGAUAUCCACGGUCAAUUUCAUGACCUCAAAAAGCUUUUUGAGGUUGGUGGCGAAUGUCCAAAAACCAAUUAUCUUUUUAUGGGCGAUUUUGUGGACAGAGGACACCACAGUGUAGAGACCUUCCUGCUCUUGCUGGCUCUCAAGGUUAGAUAUCCGGAUCGGAUCACUCUUAUACGUGGCAAUCACGAGUCACGACAGAUCACCAAGGUCUACGGGUUUUACGACGAAUGCUUCCAAAAGUUCGGCUCCGCGAACGUGUGGAGGUACUGCUGCGAAAUUUUUGAUUACUUGAGUCUAUCGGCCAUUAUCGACGACCGUAUCUUUUGUGUGCACGGAGGACUGUCGCCGUCAAUCAACACCAUCGAUCAGAUCCGGACGAUCGACAGAAUGCAGGAAGUCCCCCAUAAUGGAGCAAUGUGCGACUUGCUGUGGUCAGACCCCGAUCCGGACUCCUGCACAGGCUGGGGAUUGAGCCCCCGUGGCGCCGGUUUCCUCUUUGGCGAGAGUGUCGCUAAGCCUUUUUUGCACAAUAAUGGACUGGAGUUGAUUGCCCGCGCGCAUCAAUUGGUCAUGGAGGGCUACAAGCUGAUGUUUGACGACACGGUUGUAACUGUUUGGUCAGCACCUAAUUACUGCUACCGAUGUGGCAAUGUUGCGGCUAUUUUGGAGGUGGAUUCGAACUUAAACAAGAGUUAUACGAUCUUUAGAGAUUCGGAGCGCAAUUCGAUGAACUCGCGAUCGACCCCGCAAAGAGAAGGACCUCCAGACUACUUUUUGUAACAGAUGAAGGGAAAGAACGAAGCAUGGACAGGAGUAGUAGCAGCACGCCAACAAAAGCAGGGCAAAAAACAUAAUUGGGCAUGUACAAUACGACAAUCAUCAUAUCCCCUCACUUGGACAAAUACAAAUCAUUGUGAAAAAGUUUUAUUGUAUUGGAUUUGUUUUUAUGCGGUGAGUAGUGGUAG